UUCAGCCUAGGGUUUUGUCUCCACAGCGCUCCGACCCCUGCUCCCCCUAUCUUAUAUAUAUAUAAGCCUCCCCCGCCUCCUCUUCCCUUUGCGCACCGCCUCCACCCCGCCGCCGACGCAGCAACCGCCACCGUCGCCAUGGCCCGGAUCAAGGUGCACGAGCUCCGGGGGAAGAACAAGGCGGAGCUGCAGGCGCAGCUCAAGGAGCUCAAGGCCGAGCUCUCCCUCCUCCGCGUCGCCAAGGUCACCGGCGGAGCCCCCAACAAGCUUUCCAAGAUCAAGGUGGUGCGCACGUCGAUCGCGCGCGUGCUCACGGUGAUCUCGCAGAAGCAGAAGUCGGCGCUGCGCGAGGCGUACAAGAAGAAGAAUCUUCUCCCCCUCGACCUCCGCCCCAAGAAGACCCGCGCCAUCCGCCGCCGCCUCACCAAGCACCAGCUUUCUCUGAAGACAGAGAGGGAAAAGAAGCGUGAGAAGUACUUCCCCAUGAGGAAGUAUGCUAUCAAGGCCUAGGUCAGAACUGUGAGAUGCAAUGCCUAGCAUACCACCAGCUGUUUCUUUGCCUAGGAAGUAUCCUAAGUUCUGAUUUGUAUGGACAUUCCUUGUUGGUCAAAAGUACGGUGUAUUUGCUCUGUUACCUCAAAUGCCUAGAUUGGUUCAAGUGGCAGUUCGUAUUGGCACUGGAAUCUUACAUGCUUCGGUGUGAA
Phragmites australis (common reed) is the source of this 704-nucleotide messenger RNA. RefSeq names its product large ribosomal subunit protein uL29y. Gene Ontology annotation, cellular component: ribosome; cytosolic large ribosomal subunit. Gene Ontology annotation, biological process: maturation of LSU-rRNA from tricistronic rRNA transcript (SSU-rRNA, 5.8S rRNA, LSU-rRNA); translation. Bases 139 to 510 code for a protein of 123 amino acids. The transcript is spliced from 4 exons. NCBI's taxonomy places the organism in Eukaryota, Viridiplantae, Streptophyta, Magnoliopsida, Poales, Poaceae. Gene Ontology annotation, molecular function: structural constituent of ribosome; mRNA binding. The record is from RefSeq and is a predicted model, not a curated record.